UCACCACUAACCUGUGGACGAAUGAAACUGGCUUCGAGACUAUUCGCACACGGCUCCACUUUGUAUCGCUUCCGCUCAAUCCCAUCAACUGAAAGUAUGCGUCAAUACAUCAUACAAAGGAGUUGCAGUUAGAUUCACGAACACGGAGAUAUCAAACAGAUGUACUGCUGCGCUUCAUGUCAAGCCAUGGAAUAACUCUAUAAAUUCAGCCCAAACCUCCAAUUGUCAGUUCGUCAAUUGUCUUUGUUUUAAAUGAUAACGAGAGCCAACAUUACGAAGAAGUAGAUGUUUUUUGAAAGGAUGGUUAUUCUGAUUGGAUAUUUGCGUGAGUUAUAUCGAAAUGUCUAUCAAAUACAUGCUGUUUCAACUAGAAAAUGAAGACUUCCUAACAGCAUGGAAUCUAUCUAACGCAACGAGUGAUCAACCUCACAGCACAGCAGUUGAGUUGAAUUUGCCCAGUUUGCUGCUCGUGGCUCUAAUUAUUUGGACAUUCUUCGGUAAUAUGCUGGUGUUGAUUGCUGUUUAUAGAGAGAGGGGCUUGAAGUCAAUGUCGAAUUAUGUAAUAGCUAGUCUGGCUCUGGCUGAUCUUCUACUCGCUGUACUCGUCAUGCCAUUGGGUCUAGUAUCAUUGGUUCGUGGUCAUUGGGGAUUUGGACUUCCAUUAUGUGUUAUCUACCUUGCACUGGAUGUAAUGCUAUGUACAGCCUCUAUUAUCCAUCUGUGUGCCAUUGCUGUGAAUCGUUACCUCGCUGUAACAUUCCCUCUUCACUUCUCAAGGGAGCGGGUCAAUUCACGCCCUCGUAUACUUGGCACUAUUGUUCCUGUGUGGUUGGUGUCCAUCGCUAUAUCCACACCCUUAGUAAUUCAAGGGUUUGUGCAUCCAGAUAGUACAUUGCAGAAUGAUGGCAGAGAUUGUGGUUAUUUUAACUCCACAUUUAUCAUUUACUCGUCCAUGUGCUCAUUUUACGUACCACUUGCUGUCAUGAUUGUUGUUGACUGGAGGGCAGUUAAGAAGCUACGUGGGAGAAAAACUGCAAUGGAGUUUAGCUCGGAGCCUACUCCUCGCACCCCAAUUCAGCAGGUGAACAGCAACUCCACAACUGUCAGCUGUGGUGAUUCGCCUCAUGAUAGCCCUGCAGCAAACGGGGGCCAAAGUAGCAGUGCUAUCAGGAAAAAAUCACUUCGUAUAACCUUUUGUACUGGAGCUAAAAAAUCAAGUCUUGGUUAUGGAAGUACACAGAGUGAGGCAAUUAAAACAAGACAACGAUGGAUGACAAGCAAGAGGGAGCGACGAGCUGCCAAGACGCUCGUGGUUGUAUUCGUUUGCUUCAUAGUUCUGUGGUUGCCUUUCUUUGUGGUUCAUCUCUUAAGUGGUGUGUGCUCAUCAUGCCACCCUCCAAAUGAACUUUUCAUGGCCUUUACUUGGCUUGGAUAUAUAUCAUCUGCUGUCAAUCCAUGCAUCUAUACAUGCUUCAAUCUUGAUUUCCGACGGGCUUUUGUACGAAUCAUAACGUGUGACCGGCGUCCUCGCAGAGUCUUACGACAAGCUGAGUUAACAAACACCCACACUCUCCGGACCAGCUUACGAUCUUAGCAAGCUAUUACCACUAUACCGAUCACACAGUCGCAAUAUCGCAGUUGAUGUGAAGGCUUGACAAAGCCUCAGAGCCUCAUUAAUUAAAUACAAAAACGUAUGUUAUUUUCUUUGUUCGAAUCACGAAUCAGACCAACUGUGUUGCUUUAAAGGAGCAUGUACUUGAAUAUUAUAUCCAAUUCAACAGGCAGAUAAUAACCGUAAGUUUAGCAGAAAAACUUUCUGUAUGAAUCGAUGCCGAUGUGAAUGUGACUCGGUAUACAAGUAAUUAAACGUGAAAUCUAUCGCAAACAUGCUUUCAUGUCUAAGCCUUCCAUAUAAAGAUGAGUUGUUUCAACAUCAGAUAAGACAAGGAAAUUGUCAAUUUGCACAUGGGCCUAUGACUCUAACGGGUAUUCUUACACAAUUAAGUAGAAGGGAAUUAAAAUACCAUUGUAUGUAGGCCUACAUAAUUAAAUAACAUUUCGGAAACGGUUCUGGAAUACAAUGUAUACGCAGCGUAGCAAGGCUGGAGAUUGGUGCCAGUUUCCAGAACAGGACACAAUGAUGACUGUUCUGAUGACUAUGGACAAUUAGCCCUAGAAUAUACAUACUUUUCAAAAGGCCUCUUCACAACAGUUGAGGCAUUCGAUUUAGCAAGCAUGCGUAUACGACUAUGUUUUACGUUAUUAUGGGUAAUCUUUGUAUUACGUUAUUAUGGGUAAUCUUUACGUUAUUAUGGGUAAUCUUUACGUUAUUAUGGGUAAUCUUUACGUUAUUAUGGGUAAUCUUUACGUUAUUAUGGGUAAUCUUUACGUUAUUAUGGGUAAUCUUUACGUUAUUAUGGGUAAUCUUUACGUUAUUAUGGGUAAUCUUUACGUUAUUAUGGGUAAUCUUUACGUUAUUAUGGGUAAUCUUUGUAUUACGUUAUUAUGGGUAAUCUUUACGUUAUUAUGGGUAAUCUUUACGUUAUUAUGGGUAAUCUUUUUCGCAAUUCGGUAACUAACGUUGAAAGGACUUGAUGUAUUUGGAUGUCUUCUUCUGAGGAUUUUUUGUAAUUAUAAUGUACAAACUAUUGAGUUAGGUCACGAAGUAAUGACAUUAAAAGAAUCCAUGGAAUUAUCGUUUUCACUGGGUUUUCCCUCAAUUGUGUAAAAUUGUUAACAUACAAAAAUGUCUAAGUCUAUGGGGCAAUUGCUUAGUUAUCUUAUCAUUACCUCAUUUGCUGAUUAACUGCAAGGGCAUGCAUCAGGCACACAUUGGUAUUUUCUGAAUACUAAACUAAAUAAAGAAAAGGGCAUCGAUGGGUCAUAGACGCCAGAUUUAAACUUAUGCUGAGUUAAUCUAUAGCCUUAUAGCGCGAACAUUUAUAAAAAAAGAUGUUUGGAAAAAAAAUGAAAUAUUUUCCAUUGGUGAAAAUGAAUGCCCGAUCAACUCAUUUUUAAAUGGGUUGAUCGGGCAUUCAUUUUAAGCCCUUUUCAAACUAGAUCCAUUUCCCGAGAAAGAAACUCCCUGGAAAAUCCCGGAAGUUUUUAAACCAACCGCCACCCAAGCAACCGUUUUCACUAUAGUUUACUCCCUUAACCCGACACCUGUUAAUGAUUUCCCGGAAAAGGGUUGUUUCCCGGGAGAUUCCAGGGAGGUUUUCUUUAGUUUGAAAAGAUCGACCAAAAGUUUCCGGGAAUUUGCCGGGGAAUAAUAGCUUGAAAAGGGCUUUAGACGGUCAAGGCGAAAUUUAAGAACAAUGCAAUUAUACUUUCUAAGCUGAAAGCAGUAAAUGCAUGAAUGCAUCUUUUAAGAAACGGAAUGCUGGCGAAUAGGGAAAUUAUAUGAUUUCAAAAAGAUUUUAUUUUGAUUCAAGAUCUGGUGUGUGAUGAUCUGUGUAAUAAUGUGAUAAUCUGUUUAAAAAUGUGAUGAUCUGUGUAAUAAUGUGAUGAUCUGUGUAAUAAUGUGAUGAUGUGUGUAAUAAUGUGAUGAUCUUUGUGAUAAUGCACAGAUCUGUGUAAAUGUGAUGAUCUUUGUAUUAAGGUGAUGAUUGUGUAAAAAUGUGAUGAUCUGUGUAAUAAUGUAUGUGAAAUGUGAUGAUCUGUGUAAUAAGGUGAACAUUUGUGUAAUAGUGUGACGAUCUGUGUAAUAAUGCGAUGAUCUGUGUAAUAAUGUGAUGAUGUGUGUAAUAAUGUG
Messenger RNA from Asterias rubens (European starfish), 3754 nucleotides. Its product is annotated as D(2)-like dopamine receptor. The coding region runs from base 341 to 1594 and encodes 417 amino acids. The record is from RefSeq and is a predicted model, not a curated record. Gene Ontology annotation, cellular component: membrane. The transcript is spliced from 2 exons. Gene Ontology annotation, molecular function: G protein-coupled receptor activity; dopamine neurotransmitter receptor activity, coupled via Gi/Go. Gene Ontology annotation, biological process: adenylate cyclase-activating adrenergic receptor signaling pathway. NCBI's taxonomy places the organism in Eukaryota, Metazoa, Echinodermata, Asteroidea, Forcipulatida, Asteriidae.